UCUGUUACUGAGAGCUUUUCUGCAUCGGCGACGACUGCGGGAGUUUGGAGCGCAACAGGAUUCCCUACACCAGACACGCUUCAUGACUACCUGCGCAAGAACGUUGAUGUGCCAAGCGGGAGCGAAACAAUGGCGGGCGACAUUGAGGGCUCAGGUAUUGAAAUUUUGAAACCGUACCGGGCGACACCGGUGUCACUGAUUCGGGCCAACCACAUCCCCGAGCAUGACGGUGACGUUGUCGAGAGCGAUGUCGUACAGCUGAAAAGAGAGAUGCGACGAAGAGAAGCUGAAGCAAUCGACGUAGACAUCACCUCACCGGAGCUGACCAUCAUCGAUAAAGACAUAGCCGCCGAACUACCGGAGGCCCUCCAUUCCCAAUCGUCGGGAGCGCCUUCGUCAGCUGUUUGUGUGCCGUUGGUUGGCUUCUGGCUUCUCGCUGGACUCAUAGUGCUCUGUUGCUCCAUAAUUGCUGCUUCUCUGUGUUAUGCCCAAAAGCAACGCGACAAGUUCCAUAUUAUGCCAUAG
Messenger RNA from Haemonchus placei, 525 nucleotides. The record is from the annotation of a GenBank genome assembly. NCBI's taxonomy places the organism in Eukaryota, Metazoa, Nematoda, Chromadorea, Rhabditida, Trichostrongylidae.